This is a messenger RNA of Linepithema humile (Argentine ant), 2417 nucleotides long. It is a transcript of the gene P58IPK, whose product is annotated as dnaJ homolog subfamily C member P58IPK. Gene Ontology annotation, biological process: protein folding in endoplasmic reticulum. Lineage: Eukaryota; Metazoa; Arthropoda; Insecta; Hymenoptera; Formicidae. Gene Ontology annotation, cellular component: endoplasmic reticulum. The record is from RefSeq and is a predicted model, not a curated record. Gene Ontology annotation, molecular function: protein-folding chaperone binding; misfolded protein binding.
AACCAAUCGCAUAAGACCACGAUCGCAAUGGCGGCGUGGCUGGAUAGUUUUGUGUUGUCGGGUGGUUAGAUCGGUUUAUCGGUACGACCGCCGUUGAUUUUCUUAUUUAUAACGUCGCACGUCGUGCUCGGUGGACCGAUUAUUUCCUCCAGUCAUGUACGGCUUCCUGUUAAUGGUAUUGUUGGAUUUUACCCUUGAUGUAGUCGGCAGCGUUUCUCAAUUAGAGAUUAAUAAACAUCUGGAGCUCGGCAGGGAAUUUCUGGCGAAGGGCCACUUGCAGGAUGCACUAUCACAUUAUCAUGCAGCUGUCGAGGGAGAUCCAACCAACUACUUGACGUACUACAAGAGAGGCACAGUUUACUUAGCAUUAGGUAAAGCUAAGUUUGCUCUCCUCGACCUUGAGAAGGUUCUGGAGUUGAAGGCAGACUUCACACCAGCAAGAGUGCAACGUGGUAACAUUUUACUUAAGCAAGGCAACUUUGAUAAAGCUGAAAUUGAUUUCCAAGAUGUGCUGUUUGUAGAACCAAAUAACAAGGACGCCUUGUAUGCCUUAGAUAGAUUAUAUCCGACUAGGGAAGAUAUGAAAUUAGUCGAUGAAUAUCUAUAUAAUGGUGAUCAUGCAUCGGCUGUGCAACAGAUCACUCGAAUUCUCGAAGUGUGUCCGUGGUCCUCUAGCCUUAGAGAAUUUAGAGCGGAAAUGCAUGUUGCUCUCGGAGAUUACAUGAGCGCUAUAUCCGACAUACGCUCAACUACAAAAUUGUUAUCUGAUAAUACAAAGGGAUUCUUCAAGCUCUCGACAUGGCUCUAUCGCCUUGGGCAGGUUGAUGAGGCACUAAGGGAGAUUCGGGAAUGUUUGAAGCUCGAUCCAGACCAUAAGCAAUGUUUCCCAUUUUACAAGAAGAUUCGGAAGAUCAAUAAGUUGUUGCAAGACGCGGAGACGGCAUUGGAGGAUACGAAGGAUUAUGAGGCGUGUGUCGAUUCAGGCCGUCGCGUACUGACACAAGAGCCGAAUGAGCAGAACGUGCGAUUUUUGGCUUUUCAAUAUCUUUGUAAAUGUUACGCGGCGACCUCUGAGACAACAAACGCGAUCGACAAUUGUCAGGAGGCGUUGAAGAUCAGGAGAGAACCAGGUGCUAUUUGCGACAGCGCGGAGGCGUAUCUCGCCGCGGAGAUGUUUGACGAUGCCAUCAGGGAAUUCAAAGAUGCGUUGGAGAUUGAUCCGAACCUACAAAGGGCCAAGCAGGGAUUGCAAAAAGCGCAACAACGACAGAAACAGUCGGAAUCGCGGGACUACUAUAAAAUCCUAGGUGUGCCGAGAACGGCGAACAAGCGCGACAUCAUCAAAGCGUAUCGGAAAGCGGCGCAGAAGUGGCAUCCUGACAAUUUCCAGGAGGGCGACGAGAAGAAGCGCGCGCAGAAGAAGUUCAUCGAUAUCGCUGCUGCCAAAGAAGUCCUCACGGACGACGAGAAGAGGGCGAAGUUCGAUCAGGGCGAGGAUCCGCUGGAUCCGGAGUCGGGCCGGCACCAGCAAGGCUUCAAUCCCUUUCAGGAGUUCCAUCACUUCCACGGUUCUCCCUUCCAGUUUAAAUUCCACUUCAAUUAAGCGCGUCGCGCGACUCGCGAUAGAGCAAUUACCAUUCUUGGAUCUUAAACGCUUCGGACGCGACGGCAUCUUCACUUCAUCUUAGCCCGAAUUUGAUUUCGCUACCUCGUCGGUGGAGACCGCGCGUGUUUAAUUCUGCUAGAUGAAUUUGGGAGAUUUUUUCGUAUAUAUGCGAAGUUAUUGACGAAAUUGGCAAGUGCAGACCAGUGGCCAUUUCGCGACACGCCGGGCAACGCGAUUUGUCUCGGCGUGUGUAUAAGAUGCGAAGAUAGAUUUUGAUUGCCCGCUAGUUCUCGUUCACUGCGAAAGAUAUAAUAUACAGUACUCUAGUACAUGCAUACAGACUGAAAACUGAAUAUCAUCUAUUUCGAUUCACGUAAACGUUCAUCACGUGUAAUAUAUUAUUGUCGCACACUAUCGAUAUCGUACACCGCUGUUAAUAACAAGUCGACUGUUCCACGUGCUGCAGUACAAACGGAAAGGGAUGUACAGUGAUCACACACUGCCACUGAUCGCUUUUCAGGGGGCAUUCAUUUUGUAGCUCGAGAACAAUUGCGACAAUUAGAUAACUCGAAUAACUUCGGAGAAACGUUAUGCGUUUAUCGGGUACGAAUAUAAUUCAGUCGGUAUUUAUAUCGUUGUCAUAUUCGCGCGUGGUAUUCGUACUCGGUAAUGUCCUAAAGUCUACAUGAUAUGUAGGAUAAUGCUGUGCGCUUGUCAUGUCUGCAUGAGUGUGAGUCGGACCUUCAUACGUGUAAAUACUGUAUCUCUCUGAUAUUUGUUUAAAAAUAUAUUUGAAUAAUUUAUACAGAUA